Molecule: messenger RNA, 1956 nt
Organism: Brassica oleracea var. oleracea
Lineage: Eukaryota; Viridiplantae; Streptophyta; Magnoliopsida; Brassicales; Brassicaceae
Product: probable LRR receptor-like serine/threonine-protein kinase At1g29720
Exons: 11
Coding region: 371-1906 (511 amino acids)
Biological process (GO): protein phosphorylation
Molecular function (GO): ATP binding; protein kinase activity
Source: RefSeq, a predicted model, not a curated record
AUCGUUUGUUCAUACAGAACUGGCCUUCUUCCAUGCGCUGGUCCAGUCAACUGCAAGACCUAUCAGAGAUCAUAUAAACUGUGGUGGAGAAGAUAUAAAGAUUACAAACUCUUUCAGUAAAAUCACUUAUCAAGCUGAUAACAGUAAAACCAAUGCCGCAACAAAUCAUCACCUCGAAAACUGGGGAAUCAGCAACACAGGUGACUUCACCGAUGAUGCAUAUGUUGAUGACACGUUCAUCAUUUCAACUAGUUUAAGACUAUCUAAAGAUUCUCCCCAUCUCUAUAAAACCGCGCGUCGAUCUGCUCUCUCUCUGGUUUACUAUGCAUUUUGCUUGGACAAUGGAGCCUACAAUGUGAAACUCCAUUUUAUGGAGAUCCAGUUUUCAGAGAAAAAAGUAUACAGUCGUAUAGGCAGACGCAUAUUUGACGUUUAUGUUCAGGGAAAAUUGUUUUUGAGGGAUUUUAACAUCAAAGAGGAGACUAAUGGGACUCUGAAGCCUGUUGUGAAAGAGCUGAAAGCUAAUGUGACAGACCAUUUGUUAGAGAUUCGGUUGUAUUGGGCCGGGAAAGGGACAGCCCUCAUUCCCAACAGAGGAAACUAUGGUCCUCUUAUUUCUGCUAUCUCCUUGUGUCACAGUCUGGAGCCACAAUGUGGAGCGGAGAAAAUAAAACAUCACAUUAGUUAUCCCCUAGUUUUGGGGGCAACAGGUGUCUUGAUAACAAUUACUCUCUUAGCUGUGGGAAUAAAUGCUCGGAGAAGAUGCCUAAAAGACAGUAACACAAGAAAACGAGAUCUGAGAGCAGAGGGUUUGCAAACUGUUUGCUUUACUUGGAGGCAACUGCAAGAUGCAACAAACAAUUUUGAUCAAGCCAACAAACUUGGAGAAGGAGGUUUCGAUUCUGUAUUCAAAGGAGAGCUGUCAGAUGGAACUAUCAUAGCAGUGAAGCAGCUUUCUUUCAAGUCAUGCCAAGGAAACCGUGAGUUUGUGAAUGAGAUAGGCAUGAUCUCUGGUCUCAAUCAUCCAAACCUUGUCAAGCUUUAUGGAUGCUGUGUCGAGAAGAAUCACUUGAUGCUUGUGUAUGAGUACAUGGAAAACAACUCCCUUGCUCUUGUUCUGUCUGGAAAGAGCUUCAUGAAACUGGACUGGAAAGCAAGACAGAAAAUUUGUGUUGGAAUCGCAAGAGGGCUAGAGUUCCUCCAUGAAGGAUCGAUGAUCACAAUGGUUCACCGUGACAUCAAAACUCCUAAUGUGCUUCUAGAUGCUGACUUAAAUGCAAAGAUAUCUGACUUUGGAUUGGCUAGACUCCAUGAAGAAGAACACACUCACAUUAGCACCAAAGUUGCAGGAACCAUUAUAUAUAUGGCUCCUGGAUAUGUACUAUGGGGUCAACUAACGGAGAAAGCAGAUGUGUAUAGCUUCGGAGUUGGGGCAAUGGAGAUUGUUAGUGGCAAGAGUAAUACUAAACACAAGGGAACUGCUGAUCACCUCUCACUUCUUGAUUGGGCGCUGUCACUGCAUCAGAAAGGGAACAUACUGGAGGUUGUAGAUCCAGUUCUUGAAGGUCAUUUCGAUAGAAAAGAAGCAGUGAGGAUGAUCAAUGUUGCUCUUGUUUGCACAAACUCAUCUCCUGCGUUGAGGCCAACAAUGUCAGAGGCCAUGAAAAUGCUGGAGGGAGUGAUCGAGCUAACACAGGUUACGUCAGAUCCUGGUUUAUAUGGAGACGACUGGAGCUUGUUAAAGAUGAGAGAUGUUGAUACACAUGGAAGCUCGAGCACGUCUGGUGUGACGGAUCCAACAAGAACAACAACGAAAUCAUCUGUUUCUGGUUGUGAUCUCUACCCGUUAUACCCUGAAUCCAUGACCCUAAACUCCACAGUAGAGUAUCAUUCCUCAUCGCUGUAAACAUAAUGAGUCGUAUCGAGGGACUUAGUCUAUCUGCACAAGCUUUGCUU